UAUCUGUAUUCACGAGCCGCCGACCCAGCAAAGUCGAGGAAUCACAUCUUUCGUACACUUAUACUUUCUACUAAGAAGAACAACUGUAAGUGAAGGGGAAAUUAACAUCAGAAUUUAUAAAUAUACGUACUAAUCGAUUGCAGAAUCUAGUGGUUAGAAUCGAGUCAGUGAUAUAGCACCAUCCCUAUAUAAAAAAUGCGGAUUAGUUUUGUAUUAUUCAUUGGUCUAGUCACGUUUGCCGCCCUCUGUUCAGCUCGACCAGCUGAGAACGAUGCUGACUACGAUGAAGAACCAGCACCUCCACCAAAAAAACCAGCGAGGCCAUUAACCAGCAGAAGGAAUCCACUAAGCGGUAGAACUAAUGGAAAAGCGGCAAGUAGCACCACUACAACUACGCAAGCACCAGUGGAAGAAGAAGAAGCUGUGGAAGAAGAAUAUGAUGAGGAGUUACCGCCAGAACAAGAACCAAGUUCGACGACGGAAGCCCCUAAGAAAAAUUUUCUUAAAACUGGAGUAGUUAGGCCAUUUAGAAGCAAUGACGAACUUCUGGCAGCUUUAAAAAAGAGAAGGGAGCAAGUAGUCCAUAAUAAGAUCACAAACCCAGUUCAAUCGAAUUCAGAAGUACAAAGUGCCCCCCCAGCAGCCGCCGCUGAGAAAGAAACUUCCAAGAAGAGCAGCACAUCAUCUGGUAGGAGGAAUAGAUUCAAUGCUAAAGAAAAAAGCCCAGAACCAGCAGCAGAGGAAUCUCCAGCACCAGCAGCUACACCUUCUAGAACAGGAAGAAGAUUUGGUGGUAGAAGUUAAUUAAUUUCUCUUUUAUAGUCUUAGAUCCAGCCAGUUUCUAAAAGAAAAAGACCGAUAUUAGAUUUGGAAUAAUUAAUAUGGAAUAUACCAUUAUACAGGGUGUCCCCGAAAAUAGUGCGUUACUUUAAGGUAUGGAUAUAAUACACAAUGUAGAACAAAAAAUUCCUAUAACAUUUUUUUCUAGUUUACCGUUUCCAAAAAAAAAAAUUACAUUGUUCGCCAUAUAAGCGAACUUUUAUUUUCAUAAAAUUAACUAAUUUGGCAUCACUGUACAAGAACUGUUUGUGAUUUAGUUUAUUGACACCACAAAUUGUAGGUCAGACAGGUACACCUGCAAAAUAAUUGUACCACCCCAUGUUUGAAAAUCCAACAAAACAAGAAUUUGUUUGUUUGUUUAGGAUGAAGACAGGCUUUAAUGUAAAUACUUAUGGCUAAAAUCGUUAAAGUGCUGCAACUAUUUUUGAAUUGGGAUUGUCUAUGUUUAGAUUUUUGUAUACAUAGUUGUCAGAUUUCAAUUUGCAUACCAAAAUGUAUUUUGGUUUUUUAGCCAAACGGUUGCAUUUAGAAAAAAAUGUUAUAAGACUUUUUUGCUCUACAUGGUACCUUCUACCUAUACCUUUAAGGAACGCACUAUUUUCGGGGACACCCUGUAUUCUUUGAUGUAUUCAUUAAAAUGUGAACAUGAAAAUGUAGAAAAGCGUCUGAUUGGUUCUGAGUCUAUUAGUGUAGAAAUAAAAUAAAAAAUUGUUAAAAUGGGUGAGUUUAGGACUUAUGUUGCUGUGAAAAAUUUGAAAAUCUCCUGUAUUUAUAAAAUAUAUUGACUUAGCAAGAGUUACUUAAAAAUGAUUUUCUUAAUUUUUGAGCUUAUCUUAAUUUACACAUAUUUUAUUGUCUUAAAAUAAUGUUCAAGGAAUUCUAAAUCACUUUUAUUGUUAAAUUUGUAAAUAUAUCUAUUUGGAUCAAAAUUUUACCUAGCUCUCACUCAUUUGUCGUUUAUCUAUAUUUUGUUAUAAAAAAUUAUUUAAAUCACGAAUAAAAACUUUUUAAAUUGUAAGAAAAAA
Diabrotica virgifera virgifera (western corn rootworm) is the source of this 1865-nucleotide messenger RNA. RefSeq lists its product as uncharacterized. The record is from RefSeq and is a predicted model, not a curated record. NCBI's taxonomy places the organism in Eukaryota, Metazoa, Arthropoda, Insecta, Coleoptera, Chrysomelidae. The transcript is spliced from 4 exons. Bases 196 to 804 code for a protein of 202 amino acids.